This is a messenger RNA of Pogona vitticeps (central bearded dragon), 6339 nucleotides long. NCBI's taxonomy places the organism in Eukaryota, Metazoa, Chordata, Lepidosauria, Squamata, Agamidae. The record is from RefSeq and is a predicted model, not a curated record.
UUCGUCCGCAGCGACGGGAUGCCGGGCACGCUCCAACGAUCAAGCCCCCGGAUUAAAAGUUCGUCCUUACGUUUAACAUUUAAAAUGCUGGGACAAAAACGGUUUAAAAAUAGCUCAAUUCCCACCUUCCUGUCAGAUCUGCUGGAGACGGAAGAGGGAGACGACAGGGCGGGGAAGAAACCCCCCCCCCCGGGAAGCGACGGCGGGGAGGUGUGGGGGGGGCGCCUGGGAAGGAGACAGCCUGAGCCGGAAUGCGCCUCAACCCCCGGUUUGUUACAUUGUUGCCAUUCCCAGCCGGCUCCAGAAUGUUGUGAAUGGAAGGAUCGCGGAGGAGGCCACGCCCACAUAGAACCUCAUCAGAAGGUCUUUGGUUUCCCUCCUCGCUUGAUUGGCUGGAGGCCUCCCGACCUUUGAUUGACAUCUUUUUCCCAGACAGCCCUGAUUCUUUUAUUUUAUUUCCCUUUUUUUAAAACCCCACAACAUGGGGGCGUGCAUUGUUCCUCCUUGAGUGGCAGCCGAGCGGGGCCAAUCGCCACCUGUCUCUCCCUCCCAGGCCGGCCAAUGGAAAGCGGGCGAAGCGAAAAGGGAGGACUGGAGAACCAGCGGCCGUCGAGCUCAUUGUUGUGGGAGCUCCUUAAAGGAGCCGCAUCCGCCGUCGAUUGAGAGCCUGCCAGCGAGCAAGCGAGCGAGCGGGGGCCGAGUAGACCGGGCCGGACUCGGGCCGCCUUCGCCGGUGGGUUUCCCGGGAAAGCGCUCAGGAGAGGCCGGGGAUUGGUUAGGCCUAUGGAGCCCCCGCCCGCCAAACGCAGGUGCGGUGCCUCGGGGGAGCCGCUCGAAUUUGGAUUCUCCAUGAAUACCCACGUCCCGCCCGGCCUCCCCACAUGUCCGUCAUUGCGGGUGGCCGAGACGUGGGCCUUCGAGCAGGUGGAGGAGCGUUUCUCUCGUGUCCCAGAGCCUGUGCAGAAGCGCAUCGUGUUCUGGUCCUUCCCACGAAGUGAGCGGGAGAUAUGUAUGUAUUCAUCCCUUGGCUAUCAUCCCCCAGAGGGGGAACGCGACUCCCGUGUGCCCUUCAACCGUGGCUUGCACUUGCUACAGUCAGGGGCUGUUGACCGUGUCCUGCAAGUAGGCUUCCAUUUGAGUGGGAUUGUGACAGAGCCAGCAGGCCCCAGUGAGCCUGAGCACAGCUACCAUGUCUCCAUCAGCUUUGACCGCUGCAAGAUCACGUCGGUGAGCUGUGCCUGUGACAACCGGGACAUCUUCUACUGUGCCCACGUGGUGGCAUUGUCUCUGCACCGCAUCCGCCAUGCCCGCCAAGUGGAGCUCCGCCUGCCCAUCUCUGAAACCCUUUCCCAAAUGAAUCGGGACCAGCUACAGAAAUUUGUGCAGUACUUGAUCAGUGCUCAUCACACAGAGGUGCUGCCAACAGCUCAGAGGCUUGCUGAUGAGAUCCUGCUCCUUGGUUCUGAGAUAAACCGAGUACAUGGUGCCCCUGACCCCACAGCUGGUGCUGGAAUUGAGGAUGCAAACUGCUGGCAUUUGGACGAAGAGCAGAUCCAAGAACAAGUGAAGCAGUUGCUCUCCAAUGGAGGUUACUAUGGGGCAAGCAAGCAACUGCAGUCCAUGUUCAACAAGGUGCGCGAAAUGCUGCGAAUGCGGGACUCCAAUGGGGCACGAAUGCUCAUCCUGAUGACAGAGCAAUUCCUGCAGGAUCCGCGCCUGGCACUCUGGCGGCAGCAAGGAGCUGGCAUGACUGACAAGUGUCGGCAGCUUUGGGACGAAUUGGGUGCUCUGUGGGUCUGUGUGGUCUUGAGUCCCCACUGCAAGCUGGAAGAGCGGGCGCUCUGGCUGCAGCUUCUCAAGAAGUGGAAUAAGCUGGACGUCUGUCCCUUGGAGGAGGGGAAUUACUCCUGCGACAGCAUCGGACCGAAUGGCACCUUGCCACCCCACCCAAACCGCAAUGCAGCUGGCGUCCGACAGACGGUCUUCGGGCGGGCCAUCAAGGCUGCCGAGCUUCGGUGGGGGGAUUGCCACCUGCAGAAGAUCCUGAGCAGUGACUGCUAUGGUGUCUCUUUGAAGAGUGGAAGCGACAAGCUGGGCUUCGACCCCCAGGGCCACCCGCUCUGGCUGGGGGAUGCCUUUCCCAUGGCCUGCGCUCGGGUGGAUGCCUUGCGCUCCCACGGCUAUCCCCGCGAGGCCCUGCGCCUGGCGGUGGCUGUGGUCAACGCCAUGCGCUUGCAGCAACGUCAUCAGCUGGAGAGCUACAAGCAGCAAAAGAAAGAGCUGCUGCACAAAGGCACCACCAGCAUCACCAACCUGGAAGGGUGGGUGGGGCACCCUCUGGACCCCAUCGGCUGCCUCUGCCGCACCUUUUUGGAGGCCUGCCGGAUGGAUGACGAGGGGCUUUCCCUGUAUCCAGACUCGACAGCAGAGCCCAAGAAGGCCCUCUACCAACACGUUCCAGUGCCCUCAAGUCCAGGCGAAUCGUACUUCAUGCUAGCCCUGGAGGUAGCGCUGCUGGGGUUGGGGCAGCAGAGGUCGAUGCCGGAGGGUCUCUACGCUCAGGACAAGGUGGUGCGCAGUGAGGAGCAGUUGAUUGGGCUUCUGGAGGAGAUGGAGAUGGAUGAGCGCUUGGUACCUGUGCUCCGCAAGCAAGCAGCCUUGCUCUUGGAGGGGGGGCCCUUCAGUGGCUUUGGGGAGGUCGUGUUCCGCGAGAGUGUUCCCAUGCACACUUUUGCCCGCUACCUCUUCACGGCCAUGUUGCCCUAUGACUCUGAGCUGGCCUACCGCUUGGCACUGCGAGCCAUGAGGCUUCCUGUUUUGGAGACGGUGCUGCCCGCCAGUGACAUCCUGCACCAGAACCCCUUAGACUCUAUGAUGGCCAAUCGCUUCCCCCGCUGGUUUACCCUCGGCCACCUGGAAACACGGCAGUGCGAGCUCGCGUCAGCCAUGCUUACUGCUGCUAAAGGUGACCCCAGUUGGCUUCGUAUGGUCUUGGGUUCCAUCCAGCAACACAUUCAUUCUCCGGCCUUGCUGUUCAAAUUGGCCCAAGAUGCCUGCAAGACUGCCACGCCAGCCAACACACCUCCGGACACUACCUUGCUUAACAUUUCUCUGGAGCUUGGCCUGCAGGUGAUGAGAAUGACACUCAACACCAUGACCUGGCGUCGCAGGGAAAUGGUGCGUUGGCUGGUCAGCUGUGCCACUGAGAUAGGAGUCCAGGCCUUGAUGAACAUCAUGCAGAACUGGUACACCCUCUUCACACCCAUCGAGGCAACAACCAUUGUGGCUGUCACAGGCACCACGCACGCCACGCUGCUCAGGCUGAACCUGAGCGCAGGGCAACGGGACGAGCUGUGCAGCUGUGCCCGGACACUGGCACUGCAGUGCGCCAUGAAGGAUCCCCAGAACUGUGCGCUGCCAGCCCUGACGCUCUGCGAGAAGAACCACGCGGCCUUUGAGGCGGCAUACCAGAUUGUGCUGGACUCUGCAGCCUCAGCCGGCAUGGGCCACUCUCACCUCUUCACCGUGGCCCGGUACAUGGAGCAUCGCGGGCUGCCUCUGCGUGCUUACAAGCUGGCCACCCUGGCCUUCUCCCACCUCAGCAUUGCCUUCAACCAGGACACCCACCCUGCCCUCAACGAUGUCCUCUGGGCCUGCUCCCUGAGCCAGUCCCUGGGGAAGAAUGAGCUGGCCGCCAUCGUCCCUCUGGUCAUCAAGAGCGUGCAGUGUGCGCCGAUGCUUUCUGACAUCUUGCACCGCUGGAGCCUUCCUCCCCCAGCCCUUGCCUCGCUGGGUGGGAGCCGCCGUGGAGCCGGGGGGGCCAGUGCCGGAGGGAAGCUCUUUGCCAUGGACAAGGCCCCGCUCUGCCAGCUCCUGGAGGCAGCCAUGGCAGCCUACAUCAGCACCACGCACUCCCGGCUCACUCACAUCAGUCCCCGGCACUACGGCGAGUUCAUCGAGUUCUUGGGCAAAGCCCGCGAGACCUUCCUUAUGGCGCACGAAGGGCACAGGCGCUUCGGCCAGUUCCUCGACAACCUCAAACAGACCUACAAGGGCAAGAAGAAACUGAUGCUGCUGGUGCGGGAGCGCUUUGGUUAGGCAGCACUUUGGGGAGGGAGUGCUUUGGCUAAGGGGAGGGGGAAGGGGCCAGGCAGCCAGAGGGACAUCUCUCCCCCCCACACACACGAUCAAGAAGCACUUUUGGCUGGGAAAGCGAGGCCGCAAGAUCUGUUUCCCUCGGGGGAGGCGUGAGUGACCAGGCGGAUUUGGAUUUCUGCCUAGAUUCCAAAUUUCUCUGCUUGCAGCUCCGAGAGCACCAAGACUUUGGUCGGGCGGUGAUGCUCUGGGACUGUGAAACUCUUCGGCUUUCGGGCUGGAGACCCUGGCCUGCAACACCUGGAUUGGCCACAGACUCUGUUCAAGUUUGAAGCUCCAGCCCUGUUGCCCGGGCAGGGAAGGAACGUGGGCUCCGGUUUUGUCGGUUGUAGGAGUUGCCAAUUUCAGUAUUAACCUGCAGGAGGAUAACAGGAACCCCUUCCCAUUGUUUGAAGGUUCCGGGACCUAAUAGGGUCUUACAGAGGGUGGGGGACCCAGUCUCAUGGAAUUUCACAGCUGCUGCUCCAAUCCUGUAUUUCAAACCCAGUGGUGGUGGGGUUGGGUUGGCCUCGUUUAUGUAAGUCAGGGUGGGAUGCAUGGGUUUUAGGCUUCCUGUUCCCUGCUUAGUUACCCACAAGCUGUCUCUACCUCCCAGUUUUCCAUGGCCCCCAAGUCCCUUUGUGUCUGCAGUACCAAACCUGUGUUGAAGUCUGUGCGUUCAACACGAGCUGUCACCCCCCCUGCCCCCCCACCCUCCGGACAAGGGUAUGUUACCCACCAAGUCUGGAUACUUCCUUGCACUGACAGCGUUCACAUUUGGGAAGCAUCUGGUGCAGAGCUCCUAAGACCAGAGGCGGGGGGGUCCUUACUGCCUGGGCUACCUUGGCACCAAAUGUCCUCGAACAGGAGUGGUGUAAUGGAGCAACAUCCUGCUGUUAAUGCCAGUUUGCUGGUAAUAAAUGAGAUACUGUUUCGGGUGGGUGGGUUAUGAAUUCUGUGAAGGGGACUGAUGAAUCAGAUGCACUGAGCCAGCAGCUUGCUGUGUCGUUUGUGGAAUGGUACCUCUGGAAGAGAUCUGACGGGCCCUAUGCCCAGUCCUCAUCCCCAUUGUACUCUUCACACUCACACAUACACACACACAAAACUGUUGCUCCAAGCAAAUGGGCUUCUGCGUUCAGUUACACGGGCUUCUUUACAGCUGGGGACCCUCCUCUUCUUCUCCCUCGUUCUCUCAGGCAUGUUUCCCUGCCUCGUCAUGAAAACCUUUCAUAUCUGUCAGUAUUUCAGCUUUCCCUUAGCUGUGCUAAUGGGCCACAGGUAUGUGGGGGGGGGGCGCACAGCUCUAUCCUCUCACCAUCCCUCUUUCACUCUGUUUCCAGCUGACACCCCUCAAGACUCCUACCACUGAAGGAUUCCACUCUCUGUCUCCUCCGGUAUGAAAGCCUGGAGCUGCUGUGGUGGAGACAGGUCAUACCUCAAACUGCCCCCCCCUCGUGUUUCAGUCCAGGACAGCCCUCCUGAGUGGCUGGGCCUACCUGUGAUGUUUCACUGCCCCUCAGGUGCUUGUGCUGACUGGGGUUGCACAUUGACAAAGUGUAUACCCUCCAGUUAUUUCCUUGGGAGGCUCUCAGAGUGAGUCCUCUUGGAUCCCGUUCUGCUUUCUUGGCACCCAUCAAAGCUUGCUGCCCCAGGUCACCUCUUGAGUUUUCUCAUGCGGUAAUCCUGGCCCAGAUGUAGGAGACUAACAUUUCCUAUGGAGCAGGAGGAGGAGGAAAGUUCCAAGGGGCCACGGGCGGGGUGCUAAAUGACAUUUCCAGAAACAUCCAAAAUCUCAUGUUUUGUUUUUUCUUUUCUGCUGGAUAAAAAUCUACUCAGGAACAAACCACAACAAGCUCAUGCUACUAUGAUUAGAUUAUUGUGAAGACGAGAUAAUGUUUAAAAAGUUAAUAUAUAUGAAGAGGCAAGGGUGCCUGGAAGGGCACUCCUUUUUUGUGCGCGCGGGACCAGGGGUUGCGCCCUGCGCUCGGCUCCCUUUGGUCCUUAGUGUUGGUGGAGAUGUUGGUGUGUUGCACAGCUCUGCUCUGGAGCCAGCUAGUGAGUUAGUUUUAAAAGUUUGGGGGGGUUAUUUCUUUGUUUCCCUGUAUUAAGAAAAAAAAAUCCUGUAAUUUUGUAAUUCUUUUCUAUUUAUUGAAUCCUUUAUUGUAUUCUUUUGUAAAGGUUUAACAUAAACCGCAACAUUUGUUU